GUCUUCAGUUGUUUGAGCAGCCCCGAAGCGAGCGGUGCGAGUGCUGCUCUUCCGACAGAUAGAAUCCAAUCCGCAACGUAUCCAAACGUAUCCGAACGCGAGUGCACGUAAUUGGAGCAAGCGGAUCGCCCGUUAAUUGCUGGCGACGGUAAUUGCAGGCCGCCGCAUACCUGCCAACUGCUUGAGGUGUUCCCCGUUCGUUAAUGUGUCAAUUGAUUGAUUGGCCCGCGACCCGUGAUUGACGCGCGUUUCACUCACCGCGAUGCUCUCGAAGAAGCGCUGGUGGAAGAUCCGGCUGCUGCAGGUGGGCAAGCAGGACCAGUCGAGGAACUACCGGGACAUCGUCAAUCUGAGCGAGUGCUCCUCGGUGCUGGCCAACACGGCCACCACAAUUAGCGACAGCUCCACCACCACCGCCAGCAGCGGCAGUCCCACCCGCCACCGGAGCUGCGACAGCCUCUCCAAGAGCUCCCAGGCGGAGGCGGGCAAGCUCUUCCCCCGGAACAUGCCCAGCAUACGGCGGAGUCGCCGCAGGGCUGUGUCCGCGGAAAGGGAGCGCCUGGCUAGCCGGGGGCGGCUGGAGGAGCAGGUGCAGCCACCGAAAAUGCCGCAGAUAGGGGCUGGACAGCAGUCCCGGCUAUCGACGGUGACCAAGCUGACGCCCAGGAAGCAGAGUGGCAAGUCCACGUGCUCCAAGAGCAGGAGCAAUCCCCCCGCGAAGUGCAUCAUUAAGUCGGCAGUGCGAGCCAAGACCAAGCCAAAGGCCACGAUCACCCUGGCACCCUACGAAAUAGCCCUGGAGCUGCCCAACGAAUCCCCAGCUCCCACUUUGGCCAUGGCAGUGGCCCAGUCAUCCGGUUGCGUGCAGAGGAAGCUGAGCAGCGAGGAGCAGUUUCACUCCUCGGGUAUCUCCUGCAACGGGGAGACCGACGACGACGUGGAGGUGGCCAUGCUGACCGGCAGCCUGACGCCCUCCCAGAUAGCCAGGAUCCAGGGGCAGCAGCUCCUGCCCUUUGGCGACCUGAGAAACCUGAACCGCUGCCGCAACAGGAACGCCGUUUGGCUGAAUCCCAAGGAUACGGAGCAGCUCCUCGAGGUAGACAGGAGCAGGAGCGGGAGCAGCAGGGAGGCCCACUGCUACUUCAACAAGGCCAUUGCUGACGAUAUCCAGCUUAGCGAUAUUGAAGAACAAUUGGCCAGGUUUGAUGGCCACUCAAAGAGGCCGCCAGCGCCGGCAGCGACAGCUUCCAAAACCACCCAGGCCAACCCAGUCAUCGGAAAAUUCAAGCCCACGCCCGCACCCCGCUCCUCCGGCAACAUGCAGCAGGCACCGCAGCAGCAUCCGCAGCAGCAUCCGCAGCAGCAUCCGCAGCAGCAGCAUCCGCCCAGCAGCAGCUACUACACGCAGACCGAAAGCGAGCUGCUGCAGAUUGAGGCGGGCGGCACGGGCCUGACCUUCGCCGCCCACUCGCAACGCCCCGAGUCGGCGGUCAGCCAGGUGGCAUCCACCGCCCACCUGGACGUGCCCUCGGCCGCCUCCAGCGGCAGCGGGGGCAGCGGGGGCAGUGCAGUCAGUGGGGGCAGUGGCGGAGCCCCGGAAUCAGCGGGUCGCUUCGUGUCCCCGCUGCAGCGCCGCCACUGCCAGCCGCCCAGCCACCUGCCGCUGAACUCGGUGGCCUCCCCGCUCCGCACCGCCGGCUACAAGUCGGCGGCGGCGGUCGCGGGUCACGGCUUCCACCACAGCCACCACCAGCAGCUGGACUUCCAGCGGAACUCGCAGUCGGACGACGACAGCGGCUGCGCCCUCGAGGAGUACACUUGGGUGCCGCCGGGUCUACGGCCCGACCAGGUCCGCUUGUACUUCAGUCAACUGCCGGACGACAAAGUGCCCUACGUCAACAGUCCCGGCGAAAAGUAUCGCGUCAAGCAGUUGCUGCACCAGCUGCCGCCGCAAGAUAACGAAGUGCGCUACUGCCACUCGCUCAGCGACGAGGAGCGCAAGGAGCUGCGCAUCUUCUCGGCCCAAAGGAAGCGGGAGGCCCUCGGCCGCGGAGCGGUCCGUCUGCUGUCCGACGAGCGACCCUGCAAGGGGUGCGAGGAGCCUUUGUCCGGCGGUGACAUCGUGGUCUUCGCCCAGCGGCUGGGCGCCCAGUUGUGCUGGCAUCCGGGCUGCUUUGUGUGCAGCGUCUGCAAGGAGCUGCUGGUGGACCUCAUCUACUUCCAGCGGGACGGGAACCUCUACUGCGGUCGGCACCACGCCGAAACCCAGAAGCCGCGCUGCUCCGCCUGCGAUGAGAUCAUCUUCUCGGACGAGUGCACGGAGGCGGAGGGCAGGACGUGGCACAUGAAGCACUUCGCCUGCCAGGAGUGCGAGCACCAGCUGGGCGGGCAGCGGUACAUCAUGCGCGAGGGCAAACCGUACUGUCUGGCCUGCUUCGACACGAUGUUCGCCGAGUACUGCGACUACUGCGGGGAGGUGAUCGGCGUGGACCAGGGCCAGAUGAGCCACGACGGGCAGCACUGGCAUGCGACGGACCAGUGCUUCAGCUGCUGCACCUGCCGCUGCUCGCUGCUGGGGCGGCCCUUCCUGCCCCGGAGAGGCACCAUCUACUGCUCCAUCGCCUGCAGCAAGGGUGAGCCGCCCACGCCGUCGGAUACGAGUUCGGGUCCACAGCUGAGACCCACUCACCGGGCUUCCACCUCCAGCCAAAUAGCUAGAUCCCCGCGCAGAGGGGGAGAGCGGGAGCGGGAUCCGGGUCGGAAGGCCCACCAUGGUCACCCCAAGGCCACGGGCAGUGCCGGCGAUCUGCUCGAGCGACAGGAGAGGCAGCGCAUGGAGGCCGCUGGAGUGGCAGAUCUGCUGCUCGGAGGAGGGGUUCCCGGCAUGCCACGUCCGGCCCAUCCACCGCCCAUUGACCUCACCGAGCUGGGCAUCAGCCUGGACAACAUUUGUGCCGGCGACAAGUCCAUCUUCGGAGACACCCAGACUCUGACCAACUCCAUGCCGGACAUGCUGCUCUCCAAGGCAGACGACUCACACAGUUACCAGAGCAUCGACAAGAUCAACCUGAACUCGCCCAGCAACUCCGAUCUGACGCAGAGCACCCAGGAACUGGCCAACGAGCUGGAGCUGGACAACGAGCCGGUGCGGGAGCUGCCCCACGAUGGCUACGAGCAGCUCUUUGCCAACAAUCGCAAUCAGGAGCACCCGGCCGAAGAGGAAGUGGACGACGAGCAGCUGGACAACCGGCCGUUGAAGGAGGUGCGCUUCCACAGCGUCCAGGACACCAUGUCGCGCUCCAAGAGCUACACGGAUAACUCCAAUGCGCGGCGGCGGAGGAGGCGUCGCAACCAGUCGCGCAGCUCCUCGGAGAUGCAGAUCAACCAGACGAACCUCCGCCUGCACAACGCCCAAACACAGGUGGGAACGACGCCCCUCAACCUGCUGAACAACCUGGACAACUGCGACGUGGCCAGCAUCUGCUCCACCUGCUCCUCCAGCUCCUCAAGCGACAUGGACGACUACGUGUACCGCCUGCCUGCGCGGAAACACUACGGCGGAGUACGAGUAGCCUACGUGCCCAAUGAUGCGCUGGCCUACGAGCGCAAGAAGAAGAUGGCCCAGGACUCGACCCUCGCCCCCGGAGGAGGCGCUGCAUCCGUGGGCGGCGCACCGGCGAUCCUGCAUGAGAGCAAGAACUGCACGAUUUCCUGACCACCCCCCAUGCUGCCGCCGCCGCCCUUCAACCUGAGCAGCUACUACAUCCUGGACACGAUCCUGGAGGAGCAGAGUCUGAUGCUGCCGGAGAAGAAGCCCGGCUGCCUGCGGAGAGUGUGGAACUUCUUCGGACUGGGCAAGCCCCGCCACUCCAACUCCCAGCACAGCAGCAACGGAAGGCUGUACAGCGUGUAGCUGUGGAAUGAGGUUUAAGAGUGGAGUUUUUAGCACGGUUGCCAACUGAGGGAAGAACCCCAACAAAAAAAGAUUGGUUCUGGACUUGAAGUAAGUCUGGGUUAAUGUUUAAAAAUGUAUAUAGGGAUGGGAUGACCCGCGGUUUUAACUAUAUACUUGUAUUGAAUGGCAACCGUGGCUGUAAAUAACAUAUCGUCAUGUAUAAUACACUUAAUAAGAAGGAACAUAUGAGAUCAGAGAUGAGAGAAAUCGUUGUACAAAGCUGAAACUAUAUCAUAUUUGCAUAUUCAUAUACACAUGCCCAGUCGGGGGCAUUACCGUAGGUUUAAGUUUUUCUAGAGCUAGACUAGGCGAACAAAACAAACGAAAAGUAGAGACCACAAUCAUCACAAUCAACGAACAAUAAACUCCAGCGAAAUCCUAUCGAUGGCCAACAAAAGAAUCUCCGAAAGAGUGAAAGUAUCUUAGCCAAACGUGCAAUAAUUUAAAAUGGCAUCGCAGAACGCUAAAUAAACUUCCAAACUUCCAGCAAAGCGAAACACAGAUAUGUGAAGCCAUUAGCAUUUGCCACAUUUGCGGUUUCUUUUCUUUCUUUGGACAUUUUGUUAAUCAAAUCGAAUUGAAGAUUCUUUUGUUCGCGAGCCAAGCAUUUAUGUAAUUUGCGUGCUUUCUCCGCGGCGCGAAAGGAAAUUGUUAUAUAAAAGCUUGUGUCCAGAAUACUUUUGUAACCAACCAGUGAGAGUUAAACGAAACUUAUUUCUAAGCUAUGCUAUAUCAACAAGUGUGUAUGGAAACAUAAUCAAAAGUAAAAUAUAUGUCUGUGUAUUUUAUUCUUAACAA
Messenger RNA from Drosophila erecta, 4753 nucleotides. It is a transcript of the gene esn, whose product is annotated as protein espinas. The record is from RefSeq and is a predicted model, not a curated record. NCBI's taxonomy places the organism in Eukaryota, Metazoa, Arthropoda, Insecta, Diptera, Drosophilidae. Bases 263 to 3715 code for a protein of 1150 amino acids. The transcript has 6 exons. Gene Ontology annotation, molecular function: zinc ion binding.